Molecule: messenger RNA, 7173 nt
Organism: Microplitis mediator
Lineage: Eukaryota; Metazoa; Arthropoda; Insecta; Hymenoptera; Braconidae
Gene: Mdr49
Product: multidrug resistance protein homolog 49-like
Exons: 17
Coding region: 1292-5323 (1343 amino acids)
Biological process (GO): transmembrane transport
Cellular component (GO): membrane
Molecular function (GO): ATP binding; ATP hydrolysis activity; ABC-type transporter activity
Source: RefSeq, a predicted model, not a curated record
CGGCCUUCUGUCCGUGAGACGUCGAUCGUUCUUAUUAUCGUCGUCGAAUUUACUUCUGGUGCUAUCAUCUCUUUAUUUACACCAAAUUUUAAUUAUAUCAAAUAUAACAUUUAUUAUUUUUGACAAAUAUCUAACAUUUAAAUACUCCAAUUUAUCAUAUCGUAGAAAUACGAAUACAAAUAAAAUCUAUCAGUAAAAAACGUGCUGGCAGUUCUUUGUGUUUAGAUCGCUUACGGUCUGUGGAAAAAGAUCUGAUUAAAUUUUAUUUUUAUGGCUGGCAUACGGGGCUAGUAGGCCCUAUAGUUUAUUGAGUCGCACGUGCGAUUACACAGCCCGUAACCGAUGAGUGUUAGAUUGACAGGGGGUCAUAUGGUGAAGCAGAGGCGGUUUAUUGGUAAUACUAAUAACAAAAUGAUAAAUAUACGAGAAAAUUUAUUAGGCAUGAUCUAGAUAUUUGAGUAAUAAAUAAAUAAUAAAUAUUGUUUAUAACUAUAAAUUUUGAGCUAAAGGAAUAUUUAACGCUGAACAAAAUAAAUAUUAAAUUUUUCAUAAGGUAUUUUUAUUUUGUCGUGUACACAUAUUUACGGAAGUGGAUUUUUAUGCAUAUAUUUAAAAAUGAAAUUUUGCUAGAAGGCAAGUAAAAGGCACUUACAUUACGUGGUGGCAUACGUAGGAGCUAAAUCUCAUUGUCACCGGAGGUGAAUAUUGAGAAUUUUCAAAGGGUGCUAUCAUCAUCACUGCCUACAUCUUUGAAAGUAUUUUGUCGAAAAAUAAACAGGAGAAAGAAACUUCCUACGUUGUGAUUUUGACGAAUAGUCAGUUUUUCCAUACAGAUGAAAAAAAAUAUUGUUUUUAUGUACAUAAGGCUCGAUAAAGAUUUGUAGAUGUGUAUAUAAAUUUAUAUAUAGAUAUAUGUAAGCUUGUGAUUGAUUUUGUGAUCUGGAGUUUCAUUGAAACAAACUUCGAGAUUGUUUUAUUUUAUAAAGUUUUUAGGUUUACGAGACUGGAUAGUUUAAAAAAAAAUAAGUUUGCAAAAGCCAAAGGAUAUAAGUGAUAUAAAAAUAUAAUUCAGUAUUUAAUUAGGAGAUUUCAAGUUGGAGAUUUUAAAGAUUAUUAUUAAAUAAAUAAAUAAAAGUCUACCAGAAUAUUUAAAUUAAAUAAUAUAUAGAUAGAAAACGUACAAAUAUUGGAUGGUUUAAACCAUCAACAUAUUUUUUAUUUCUGGAAUUUUAUUUACUUAUGCCGUCCAGGCAGUGUUUCAUCAUAAUGAGUUGUUAACUGAGAAUGCGCGAUGACGCAGCGAAUUUACCAGUGGUCCACGAACCCUCUCGAGGGAGCCCCGCAGAGUAUCCAAAUGGAGCCUCCCAAGACAAAAUCCAAUCGUCAAGAAAAGAUCCCCUUGAGGUACACACAACAAGACAAGGAGAAGGAUAAAAAGGAAACAGAAUAUAUAUUGGAUGAUGAUGAGCCAAUUGAAUUUGUUCCACCGCAGACAAAGGAGGAAAAGCCAGCUCCAGAGGCACCAUCUUUACCACCCGUGCCUUAUUACAAACUCUUUCGAUUUGCGACAUUCGGCGAGUUGAUGUAUGUGCUUGGAGGCCUUAUCAUGGGCACCAUGACGGGCCUGUGUAUUCCAGUUGCAAAUAUACAGUAUGGUGAGUUCACUACACUUUUGGUGGAUCGUAAUAUGAAGAAUCAAACCAGCACACCGACUUACAUCAUGGAGAUGUUUGGUGGUGGAAAGGUCUUAGGACCUAAUGCAACGUUUGAGGAGAGAAUGGAUGCAUUGUAUGAUGACUCAGUGGCCUUUGGCGUAUCCUGUGCAGCUCUAUCGACACUGCAAUUUAUCUUCGCGAUAUUUACAGUGGAUCUUUUGAAUGUCGCCGCUUUUCGUCAAAUUCACAGGAUCCGACGUAUGUUUUUACAGGCAGUACUGCGACAGGAUAUGGCUUGGUACGACACCAAUACAUCGACCAACUUUGCCAGCAGAAUUACUGAGGAUUUAGAUAAAAUGAAAGAAGGAAUCGGUGAAAAAUUAGGUGUCUUUACAUAUUUGAUGAUCUCAUUUGUAUCAUCAAUAAUAGUGUCCUUUUAUUAUGGUUGGAAGCUUACACUAGUGGUACUGAGUUGUGCACCAGUAAUUGUCAUUGCCACUGCGAUCGUAGCCAAGGUUCAGAGCUCACUUACUGCAUUAGAAUUGACGGCCUAUGGUCAAGCGGGUAGUGUAGCUGAAGAGGUUCUUGGCGCGAUUCGUACGGUAGUGGCAUUUGGUGGUGAAAAAGUUGAAGUUGAUCGUUACACUGCCAAAUUAGUACCUGCCGAAGCGACUGGUAUUAAACGUGGAAUGUGGUCUGGAGUAGGUGGUGGUAUUAUGUGGUUUAUUAUUUAUCUGAGUUAUGCAGUCGCAUUCUGGUAUGGUGUACAACUAAUUCUAGAAGACCGUCCGAAAGAAAUAAAAGAAUAUACACCAGCAGUAUUGGUUAUUGUCUUCUUCGGUGUACUUGCUGGUGCACAGAACAUGGGACUUACUUCGCCACAUCUCGAAGCUUUUGCUGUUGCCCGUGGAUCUGCGGCCACUGUUUUCCAAGUGCUUGAUCGUAUUCCGACCAUUGACAGUCUGAGUACUGAAGGCCAGAAGCUCGCCAGCGUCAGCGGUGAAAUAGAAUUUAAAGACGUCCACUUCAGAUAUCCAGCACGUAAAGACGUUAAAGUCCUUCAGGGAUUAAAUUUGAAGAUUAGACACGGAGAAACUGUUGCUCUAGUCGGUGGAUCUGGGUGUGGUAAAUCCACGUGUCUUCAGCUUAUUCAACGUCUCUAUGAUCCUCUACAGGGCCAGGUAAUGUUAGAUGGAGUUGACAUAUCCAAACUAAAUGUCGCAUGGAUGCGGUCGCACAUUGGUGUAGUUGGCCAAGAACCUGUGCUUUUUGAUACAACCAUAAGAGAGAAUAUACGAUACGGUAAUGACAGUGUCACAGAAGAGGAGAUGAUUAAAGCAGCUAAGGAAGCUAAUGCACACGACUUCAUUAGUAAAUUACCAGAGGGUUAUGACAGUCCUGUUGGUGAACGCGGAUCGCAAUUAUCAGGUGGACAGAAACAAAGAAUAGCAAUAGCCCGCGCGUUAGUCCGUAAGCCGAAAAUUUUGAUUUUGGACGAAGCGACAUCUGCGCUAGAUCUUCACAGUGAAGCGACAGUACAACGUGCGCUUGACGCAGCUGCCAAAGGCAGGACAACGGUUGUUGUUACUCAUCGGCUCUCGACCAUCACAAAUGCCGAUAGGAUUGUCUUCAUUAAGGAUGGACAGGUGGCUGAAAUGGGAACACAUGAGGAAUUACUAGCAUUGGGAAAACAUUAUCACGGAUUAGUGUCUGCUGAUGCCAGCGAAACUGCCAAAGCUAAAGCAACAGCAACUGCGGCAAAAAGUACAGUGCCAGCUAAACCAAAAGCCAAACCACCAUUGAAAAAACAGUUCUCAACACUGUCAAUGCACUCACAUCGUUUGUCACUGGCCGGCGCAUCUACAACUUCUGAAGAAGAACUCGAUGAGCAUGAAAAAGCUUACGAUGCACCCAUGGGAAGAAUCUUUGGGCUCAACAAACCCGAAUGGCCAUUCAAUUUAAUUGGUUGUCUAGCAGCAGCAACAGUUGGAGCAUCAUUUCCAGCGUUUGCCAUGUUAUUUGGUGAUGUCUACUAUGUAUUGGGUUUAGAAGAUCCGGAUGAAGUUCGCGAGAAGACAGUUACAUUCUCAAUUUACUUUGCCAUCGUCGGAGUGGUAACUGGAAUAGGAACCUUCUUGCAGAUGUACAUGUUUGGAUUGGCUGGUGUACGAAUGACUGCGCGUAUACGUAAAAUGACAUUCUCGGCGAUAUUGAAACAAGAAAUGGGAUGGUACGACGAGGAUACAAACAGCGUGGGUGCAUUGUGCGCUCGUUUGUCAUCAGAUGCAGCAGCUGUUCAAGGAGCAACUGGGAGUCGUAUUGGUGCUAUUCUUCAAGCAAUGUCAACACUGGUACUUGGAAUAGGUUUAUCAAUGUACUACUCGUGGAAAAUGACAUUAGUGUCUGUGAUAACAAUACCCCUAGUACUUGGAUCAGUGUUUUUUGAAGCUCGGAUAAUGGGCGGUCAAGGUUUACAAGAGAAGAAAAAAAUGGAAUGUGCGACGCGAAUAGCAGUCGAAGCUAUUUCUAAUAUUCGUACUGUUGCGAGUUUAGGUAAAGAACGCGCCUUUCUUGAGCGUUACUGUGUUGAGUUAAACCAUGUUGCUAAAGCCACAAGAAUCAGAAAUCGUCUACGUGGUCUUGUAUUCUCAUGCGGGCAGACAAUUCCUUACUUUGGGUACGCUCUCAGUCUCUAUUAUGGUGGUUAUCUUGCGGCCAGAGAGGGUCUGUCCUAUCAGGAUGUGAUAAAGGUUUCCGAGGCACUGAUCUUUGGUUCGUGGAUGCUCGGUCAGGCACUUGCUUUUGCUCCCAAUUUCAACACCGCUAAGAUAUCCGCUGGUAGAAUAUUUAGACUAUUAGAUCGAGUACCGGAAAUUACAACACCGCCGGAAUUGGAGGGCAAAGAUUCUGACUGGAAGGCUGAUGGUUUGAUACAGUUUUCAAAAGUUGAAUUCCACUAUCCGACGCGUUCAGAGCAACAGAUUCUUCGCGGUCUCAAUCUUAUUGUUAAGCCUGGGCAGAUGGUAGCGCUUGUGGGUCAAAGUGGAUGCGGUAAAUCAACGUGCAUUCAAUUACUUCAGCGUUUGUAUGACCCGCUUACUGGCAGCGUUACAAUGGAUCGUCGGGAUAUCACAUCGGUAUCUUUGUCUGCUCUACGUGCGCAGUUUGGUGUUGUAGGUCAAGAGCCAGUGCUGUUCGAUCGCACUAUCGCUGAAAAUAUUAUGUACGGUGAUAACAAUCGGGUUAUCACGAUGGAUGAAGUUAUUGAGGCUGCGAAAAAAUCUAAUAUUCACAGUUUCAUCAGCUCUCUACCUUUGGGUUAUGAUACCAGACUCGGAAGCAAAGGAACACAGCUCUCUGGUGGUCAGAAACAACGUAUCGCUAUUGCGCGUGCUUUGGUCAGGAAUCCAAGAAUUUUACUUCUUGAUGAAGCAACAUCCGCACUGGACACGCAGAGUGAAAAGGUUGUUCAAGCGGCCCUGGAUAAAGCUAUGGAAGGGAGAACUUGCAUCACUAUAGCUCAUCGUCUGGCGACCAUAAGAAACGCGGACGUGAUUUGCGUCCUGGAAAAGGGUAUGGUCGCGGAGAUGGGUACUCACGAUGACCUAAUAGCUGCAGACGGUCUCUACGCUCACCUCCACGCCCUCCAGGAAGCAGCCAUGGAGUAAAUUUCAAAGUUCUCGGGGCUCCAAUACCAGUUUAUUUUUAAAAAUUACAAUAUCAUUUAAUAUUAUUUUUUUUUUCAUUUUAUCCGUUUCAUUUUUUGUCAAACAAACGAGAUAAAAUGGGAAUUAAUGGAAAAUAAAAGUAGCAAGACAAUUUAUAAAUCCCUUUAAAGCUAUAUUACAACAUUAGUUAAAUCUCUAGUGUGCGCAUUUAAACGUUAGGUAGAAGGUGUGUAAGAGAAGUAAAUGAACAAUGCACGGCUUAGUCGUUAAUUGAUGGAGCACCGGGAACUUUUAGGGCUGGUUAUACGACUUAAUUUUUUUUUUGCCCGUUUACAUUUAUCAUAUCACAAGAAUCAUGACUACUUUCGUUUUAUUAUAUUUUUUUCUUUACUCAUUUUUUUUUUUUUGAUAAAAACAAUAAUCCUCAGCUUUUUGGAUGAUACUUUAAUCCCUUCUUAAUGUACGAUAAGAUUUAUUUUUAUAGUUCUUUAGGUUUUUAAAUUAGAUUUAACUUUUAACAAAAAAAAAAUCAUGAUAUCUAGUGAUCAUUUAAGAAUCUGUUUAAACAUUAACUUUUUAUUUAAUUCUUAAAAUAGCAUAUUUUUUAUUAACAUUUCUUCAUCAAUCGGUACUGUAUUAUUAAAAUGAUUAUCAAAAUUAUCGUUCCUUUAUUUUGGAUCCAUUUAAAUUGCUCUAUAAAAGUAUUAUCGAAAUUCGCUUACGAGUUCAUGACAAAGUCUCGCCAAAUAUUUAAAAAAAGUUGAUAAAAAAAAAAUCUAUUCAACGAUUGUCGAGACGAAACAAUUGGAAUACUAUAUCUGUCUCUCCGUUGACGAAUCAAUCGAUUCUCUAUACAGAAAUAGAGUAGUUGCAUAAGGUCAUGCACCUCGAGUAAAAAGGUUCAAUAUCUUCAGAAAGUAACCUCAUAUAUUUAACUUUAUAUAUAUAUAUAUAUAUAUAAUGAAGAACAAAAGAAAUCACAUACACGCAUGCCUUGGAUUACGGAUUACAACCUACAGUUUUUACGUUAAUAUAUGAAUAUAUAUAUAUACGGAUAACACAUUGUACAGCAACGAUUUUUCUUCUAACGAACUAUCAUGAAAUAUGUAUGAGUCUACAAACAGAGCACGUAAAUUCGUGUUUUAUGCGUUCACUCGUUCUUGGGUUUUUAUCGUAAAUUAUCAUAAAUAUCUACAUAUUAUUCAGCGAUGAAACAUUGUACGCGGAAAAAUAUAAUAUAUAAUAAAAUAUAAAAUAUUGUUGUUAUAAAUUCUGUUGAUAAAAUAAUAUAUAUAUAUAAAAUUUUGUGUUUAUAAAUAUUAAACGAUAAUCACAAUAUCAAUACUUUGUUGCUAGUAAUUAUGAUAAUUACAUAUUUAUACAUAAAUAAUCAGUUGCGUUCUGCUGGUAACAACGGAUAAUUAUAAAAUAAACUGAUCCUAAGGACAUUGAAAAGUAGGUAAAUAAAUUUAAAAUUAUACUCAAGGCCUUGCGUGAUUUUUUCUUCACAAAAGUUUUAAAAAUUAUGGUGAAGAAAUUUAUCUUUUUAAAUUUUCGUGCACAAAAUUAAACGUUAAUUAAUAAGGAAUGUGAGAUACUCGUGCCUCAUUAAUUUAAAUAAAUCAUUCAAAUAUUGCUUACCAUGUAAACUAUAUAUACAUUUAUAAUAAAUACUAUAUUUAUAAAUUAUAUAAAUUUUUUAGAUAAAGUUAAGAGAUUUUUUGUAAUCGAUCGUGCCUAAUUAAAAUGUCAGGACAAAUUUUCUAAAUGCGGAGUACUUAAAAGUAUUCAGUCGUUAUCAUGGAAAAAAAAAAAAUGUAAACAUGAUUAACGAUUUUAAAUCAAAACAA